This is a messenger RNA of Argiope bruennichi, 6160 nucleotides long. RefSeq names its product endoribonuclease Dicer-like (gene Dcr-1). Bases 115 to 6159 code for a protein of 2014 amino acids. Gene Ontology annotation, molecular function: ATP binding; ribonuclease III activity; RNA binding. NCBI's taxonomy places the organism in Eukaryota, Metazoa, Arthropoda, Arachnida, Araneae, Araneidae. Gene Ontology annotation, cellular component: RISC complex; nucleus; cytoplasm. The transcript is spliced from 14 exons. Gene Ontology annotation, biological process: pre-miRNA processing; siRNA processing; apoptotic DNA fragmentation. The record is from RefSeq and is a predicted model, not a curated record.
AUUUUCAUUACUCUUCGUCCGAUUCAAAUACGUAUACUGAUAUGUAAAUAAACACUUCGUUCAUAUAACUAAUAUAAAAUAUGUUGGUUCCAAAAUAAUAUUUAUUUUCCCAAGAUGAGUACCCAUGUUCUCAAGCCCCCAAAAUUGAGACGAUACCACAUAUUAGAAAGUGUCAGCUCAAAAACAUUUAUCCCUCGAGAAUAUCAAGUUGAACUUCUUGAUACAGCUCGGAAAAAAAAUACCAUAAUAUGCCUUGGUACUGGCACAGGGAAAACCUUUGUAGCUGUUAUGCUUAUAAAGGAAUUUUCUCACCAGAUUCGAAAAUCUCUUAUAAACGAUGGAAAAAGAACUGUUAUGUUGGUUCCUACUGUACCUUUGGUUCUCCAACAAGCCAAAGUGAUCAUGGACUGUACAGAUCUAACUGUGGGUCAGUAUUUUGGAAAUGAAUCUGAAAGAUGGUCUAAAGAAAAUUGGAUUAAUGAAGCUGAAAAAUAUCAGGUUUUUGUAAUGACUGCAGAUAUUUUUAAAAUGAUUCUGCUUCAUGGUUUCCUACCUCUUUCACUUUUUAAUCUUAUUAUAUUUGAUGAAUGUCAUAGAGCCACUAAAAAUCAUCCUUACUGUGAAAUUAUGAAAUGCUUCGAUGUAUGUAUUCCAGAAAAUCAGCCUCGAAUUUUGGGACUUAGUGCUUCUUUAAUUAACAGCAAAUGCCAACCUUUGAGAAUAGAGUAUGAAAUAAAGCAGUUGGAAAGUGUUUUAAAAUCCUCUGUGGAAACUGCUAGUGAUUUGACAGCAUUGAGUAAAUAUGGCUCAAAACCUAAAGAAUUCAUUACAAUAUAUGACUCAUAUAGUGAUGAUGACCCAGUUUUAAGUAAUGUGAUAUCAUUAAUCAAUAAUGCAUUAGUUUUUUUAGAUACAAUCAAUAUUAAACAUGAUCCAGAGGAUUAUUUAUCGCACCCUUGUAGGCAACCAAGGCGAUAUUUAAUUGAAUUGUCUUAUGUCAUAAUGGAUCUAGGAUUAUGGUGCUCUUUAAAUGCUAUAAAACUUUUUAUGGAAGAGAUUGAUUUCACACUAGAAUCUUUAUAUUCUCCUGAACACAAACGUUUUUUAAUGCUCACUAGAACUGUUUUAUUAUCUGCUGAAGUACAAAUUCAAAGUCUUUUAGAGAGGAAUGAUCUGCAAACUAAUCUUAUUCAUAAAAUUCCUCCUAAAUUAAAAACAUUACUGAUUCUUUUAGAACCAUACAGGCCAUCACUAACUUCUAAUGAAGAAAAUAAAAAAUCUUUUGAGAAUGACUCUGUCAUUAAAAUUUAUAUGAACAAGGAUGAGACUGUCUCUGAGAAACUUAAUAAUGCAUCAGAUAAUUGUCACAAUAGUUCACAGAGUGCAAAGGAUAAAAUCAUGCUUAAUGAUUGUCAAACAAGUCGAAAUGAUUUUAAAGUUAGACGAGAAAAGAAAUACAAUUUUACUCCUGAUGAUAGCAAGACUUUAUGUGGUUUAAUUUUUGUGCAGCAACGCAUAGCAGCAUUUUUGUUAAGUGAAUGGCUUUCUGCAAUAAAAGACAACCUCCCAGAAUUCAAUUUCUUGUCUCCAAGCUACAUAAUUGGACAUGGAAAAAAUAUGAGUGGCAUGAAACGCAUUUUGAUGGGAUUUCAGAAACAGGAAGAAGUUUUGCAAAAGUUUAGAACUAAAGUGUAUAACCUUGUUGUUGCUACGUCUGUUGUAGAGGAAGGUAUGGAUAUUCCUAAAUGUAAUGUUGUGAUUCGAUUUGAUCCACCCGAGAACUUCCGCGCUUACAUACAAUCCAAAGGACGAGCCCGAGUUAAUGAUUCAACAUAUAUAUUAAUGGUAAAAUCUACAAACAGGGCAGCAUUUGUAGAUACUUUAGCUGAUUAUAAAACAGUGGAAGAACUACUUUUAAUGAAAUGUCAUAAAGCUGAUCAUGAUAUGGAAGAGCCAAUAAAUGAAGUCACUGUUGAUGAUUUAAUCAAGCCAUACAUGCCUGUAAAAGAAGAUGGUGCUGCCAGAGUUACACUUUCAUCUGCUAUUGCCUUGGUGAACAGAUAUUGUGCAAAACUUCCCAGUGACACAUUCACACGAUUAACACCAAAAUGGAAAAUACAAGAGGAGAAUUCCAUGUUUCGCUGCAUUCUCAAGUUGCCUAUUAAUUCACCUUUAAAAAAACCUAUUGUUGGAACUUGGAUGAAAAGCAAGAAGCUUGCAAAAAUGGCUGUGGCAUUGCAAACAUGCAUAGAAUUACAUAAAAAUGGUGAGCUGGAUGACAACCUUAUGCCAACUGGAAAAGAAGCUGUAAAAUCUGAUGAUUUUCUGUUAGAUGAGAUGGAUGAAUGUAUAAAGAAGGAUGAAUUAUUCCUGAAACAAGAAAAAACUGAUGAGAUUUUGAAAAAAGAUGAUGAAACUAGAAAAGUAGCACGUCCUGGUACUACUAAAAGAAGAAUGUAUUAUUUCAAAAAAGUUGCUGAUGCUCUUAAAAACAGUCUCCCAGUGGCAGAUAAAGUAUGCUAUUUAUACAGUUUUGAUAUGAAGUUGACGUGCCCAAUUCCUGAGGAACAAAAUACUAGAGGUCGUAAAAUUCAUGAUCCAUCAAAUACCUUACGAAGAUUUGGAAUUCUUACUUGUAAGCCAAUACCUCCAAUUUGCAGCUUUCCUGUGUUUACAAGAUCUGGUGAAGUUACUGUGAGUCUUAAACCUGCUGCUUCUAAUAUGGUAUUGAGUAAAGAAAAACUUGAAAGUUUGGCAUACUUUCAUCGUUACACAUUUUCUGACGUUCUUCGACUAGAAAAAUAUCCAAUGAGCUAUAAACCUUUAGAAUCGGAAGCUUCCUUUUAUGUUGUACCUGUUACGCUUGGUACAGGAGAUGAAGUUGUAAUUGAUUGGAAAUUUGCCGAUUUGAUAUUUCAACAAAAAAAUGGCAAGCCCCAAAAACCAUCUGAAGAAGAGAGAAAAAAAUUUAAAUUCAUUCUUGAAGAUUAUCAAGAUGCUGUUGUCAUGCCAUGGUAUCGUAAUUUAGAUAAACCCCAAUUUUUCUAUGUUGCUGAAAUUUGUUGGUCUCUGACACCUAAAAGUGAUUUUCCUGAUAUGGAAUAUGAAUCAUUCGAAGCAUAUUAUGAAAAAAAGUAUGAUAUUAAAAUAAUGAAUCAUGAUCAACCUCUUUUAGAUGUAGAUCAUACCUCAGCUCGAUUAAAUCUCUUGACACCCCGUUAUGUGAAUCGCAAAGGGGUAACUUUGCCUACUAGCAGUGAGCAGACUAAACGUACAAAACGAGAAAAUUUGCAACAGAAACAGAUCCUCAUACCUGAGCUCUGUACUGUGCAUCCAUUUCCUGCCUAUCUGUGGAGAAAAGCUGUUUGCUUGCCUUGUAUUCUGUAUCGUCUGAAUUCUCUACUUCUUGCCGAACAACUUCGGCUAUUAGUUGCGAAUAGUAUUUCUAUUGGUAUUAAACAGUUACCCGAAGAUUUUCAGUGGCCUCCACUUGAUUUUGGGUGGAAUUUAGCUGAUAUUCUUAGCACUCAAACAGAAGAAAAACAAAUGAAAAAAUCUAGUGAUCAUAAAGAUAUUUAUAAUUCUAGUCAGAAGAAUGGUUAUAUAAUUCCUCAGAAUACAUUCAAUUCAAAUACAUAUGAAUAUCAUGAACCUGAAAAUAAUUUGAAUAACACAAUGGAUUUUGAAAUUGAUGUUUUCGAUCCAAGCAAAGUUUUUAUUCCAGAUGAUGAUGCUCUGUUAGAGCAGGAACUUAAUGAAAUUAAUUUCAAUAUGGGUGCACCUCUUUUUGAUACCAAUAGUUUCCCAAUUUCUCUUGGCGGAAAUAAUUAUACUCCACAAAUGAAUGCCUUUCCUAUUUGGCAGCCUAAAGCUAAUGGCAAUAAUGAAGAUGGUAGCUCACAAGUUCGUUGUGGCUCCCCCAGCUUUUUUGAAGGUUCUGGUUGGGAUUCAGAGUGGGAUACUGAAGAUACCGACACUCCAUUUCUUCCGGUGGAUCUUCAGGGUUUGGGAUACAUAUCUGCUCCUGGUAUUAUUAAUAUGCAAAGUCUCUCUAAAGAUUUAGCUUCAUGCAAAGCUGAUGAUGUUUGGGAUAGCAUGGAUGAAGAUUCAUUAAAUAGUGAUGAUGAAGAAAAUUUGACUUUUAAUAAUCAGUUAAAUUCAUACGGCCAAAAUGAUACUAUAAAUUCUAAAGUUUCAAAAAACUGUGAAGAAAUUUGUGAGUGCAGUUGGCUAACAUGCCCUGUGUAUAAAGAUGAUUCAAUGAGUACUCAGAAUAAUGUGGAUGAUGAUGUGGAUGAAAAUAUUACUUUGAAUAUCAUGAAGCUCAAAGCAUACAAGAAAAAAAAGCUGACUUACUUAUAUUCCAAUGUGAAUGUUGAAAACUCUGCCAAUUCAAACUCAGCAUUUGAUGAAAUACUUCAGACUGUUUCUCAGAGUGAAAGGAACUUAAUUCCAAAUACUGCUGCAACAAGCUGUGAUACGGAACAAGAUACAAAUAGCUUUGUAUCUAGUGACAAAAUUAUAUCUGGAGCAGUUAAAUCGGAGCACAUUUUGGCUUUUGGAGAACUUCUUCCUGAUAGAGAACAACAUCAACUAUUUGAUAAUAUGAAUCGUGUGUCUUUUGAUGAAAAUCCAGAUCUGUCGCAUCAUCCAGGGCCAAGCCCAAGCAUCAUCCUUCAAGCCCUGACUAUGUCUAAUGCUAAUGAUGGUAUUAACCUGGAGCGUUUAGAAACUGUUGGAGAUUCUUUCCUUAAAUAUGCAAUAACUGUUUACCUCUUUUGUAUGUAUCCUAAUAUACACGAGGGAAAAUUGUCUUACUUACGAAGCAAACAAAUUAGUAACUAUAAUCUUUACAAACUUGGUAAACGAAAAGGCCUAGGUGAAUUGAUGGUGGCCUCAAAGUUUGAACCUUAUGAUAAUUGGCUUCCUCCUAACUAUAUUGUUCCUAAAGGGCUAGAAGAAGCUUUGAUUGAAUCCGGUAUUCCUUCAGGAUCUUGGAAUUUAGGGAAUUGGAGUGAUCUAACUCAAAUGACUGAAGAGGAAAUUCGACAAUCAAUUAUUGAUAGAACAAAAAUGCAUUUCUUUGAAAAUCCUAAUGGCAUGUCUAUAGAUUCUAUUAAUCCAUCUUCACUCAUACCUUAUAAUUUACUCACACAACACAGCAUACCAGAUAAGAGUAUUGCUGAUUGUGUUGAAGCCUUAAUAGGCGCUUAUUUAGUUUCAUGUGGUUCAAGAGGAGCAUUAUUGUUUAUGUCAUGGCUAGGACUGCGAGUUUUACCAACUCACAAAUCAGAGGACAGCAGUAUGAUAGAAUAUGGUUUCUUACAGCCUCCACCUCCACCCAUCCUAACAAAGGAGCCUAAAUCAAAUCUGAAAUUAGAAAAACUUCUUUCUGGUUAUUCUGCAUUUGAAGAAAAGAUCGGUUAUUGUUUUAAUGAUAAAUCUUGUUUAUUACAGGCAUUUACUCAUGCAUCUUACUAUUACAAUACUUUGACAGAUUGUUACCAAAGACUUGAAUUCCUAGGUGAUGCUGUGCUGGAUUACUUAAUAACGCGGCAUUUGUAUGAAGAUCCAAAGAAACAUUCCCCGGGAACUCUGACCGACUUGCGAUCUGCUUUGGUUAACAACACUUUCUUUGCAUCCUUAGCUGUAAAAUAUGAUUUCCAUAAAUUUUUUAAAGCCAUAUCACCCGGACUAUUUAAUGUUAUUAACAAAUUCGUUCAACUUAAGGAGCAUAAUUCAAGACUGGAAGAUUAUUUGCAAGCAUACUAUCUUGAGGAGGAAGAAUGUGAAGAAAUGGAAGAUGUUGAAGUACCUAAAGCUUUGGGUGAUAUUUUUGAAUCAGUUGCUGGUGCUAUCUAUUUAGAUAGCAAUAUGUCACUUGAUACUGUUUGGAGAGUGUAUUAUAGUAUGAUGAAACCUGAAAUAGAAUAUUUUAGUAAUCAUGUACCAAAAUCACCUAUAAGAGAAUUGUUAGAAUUAGAACCUCAAACUGCCAAAUUUGAACGUGCAGAAAUGACUGUGAGUGGAAAAGUUCGAGUAUGUGUUGAUGUUUUUGGUAAAGGACAAUUUGUUGGAGUUGGUCGAAAUAAACGAAUUGCUAAAUGUACAGCUGCCAAACACGCUCUACGCGAGCUAAAAAAAAGCAAAAAACUGUGAU